AUGGAUAACUACACACACACAACCCUCACCAACAAUAGCACACACACUGAAAAAACGCACAUCGGCAAAGCCUCGCUUGCCAUGCCGAUGUUCGGCCUGCUCUUUGCCUUCCUCUUCAUCGUAUGCGUGUACUACCAACCCUUCCGGAACUGCACCAAGCGAGGUAUUCGUUCAGUCCGCCGUUGGGACAGACUGUCGCGCCGCAAGAUCCGGCAGUGGAAUAAUAACCUGUGUGAGCGACAUGGGCGCUUUCAGAAAAUCAACAAUCUCCCGAAUAGAAACACGUAUGAGCUUGAUGAGCUACAGUCUGUGAGUGAUUGGUCGUUUCUGUCUUCUUCGUCAUCGUCGUCUUCCUCUUUCUCUCCCUCUUUUUUAUCUUCUAUUUCCUCUUCGUCUUAUUUGGAACAUGCUUCUGGUUCUGAGAGCUCUCUGGUAUUUUGUCCGAUUGAUGAGAGCAACACUCACCAUGACGCCGACUAUGACCCGGAUUACAGCGGUUUCACAUCCAACCAGGGCACUUGGUCAAGCCAAGAUACAACACUGGUCAACCCAGCGGAGCUCCCACCUGGUCGCAGUGACCAAAUCGCUGAGGAUUCCCACGCGACUUCACCCAACACCCGUACCAACGACGACGUUGACGCUGUCGUCUUCCUGACAGCCGCCGACUCCGCUGAGGCGCAGUGGGAGCCUGCCGCUUACAUCCGAGAGGCCCAUGGACCUGGCGCUUUUGUGGAACGAUUUGUGGAUUGGGCAGUUCAGCAGUUCAUGGGGGGAGCGGCCGAUAACAUCUUCCUGCGACACCAGCCGGUUCCAAGUGGCCAUGUUCCGUCGGCCGAAAAUGAUCACGAAGACAGCAGCCUAGCUCAUGCUGCUUGA
Molecule: messenger RNA, 876 nt
Organism: Penicillium lagena
Lineage: Eukaryota; Fungi; Ascomycota; Eurotiomycetes; Eurotiales; Aspergillaceae
Exons: 1
Coding region: 1-876 (291 amino acids)
Source: RefSeq, a predicted model, not a curated record